Molecule: messenger RNA, 996 nt
Organism: Pelobates fuscus (common spadefoot toad)
Lineage: Eukaryota; Metazoa; Chordata; Amphibia; Anura; Pelobatidae
Exons: 7
Coding region: 289-918 (209 amino acids)
Source: RefSeq, a predicted model, not a curated record
ACAGCCCUAUUGUGAUUGUCACUUUGGUUUCCAGAGGAGCAGGCGGUCACAUGAUGCAAACAGUGCCGAGAUGACUAGUCUGAACUAGAGAAGGAGAUUGAGAUAGGAAACAAGAUAAAGGAGAAAGUGAAGGACGAUAAACACUUUGCUUAAUAUAAUCCCAUAAUCCCACUCAGCAGAUAGCAGCCUCGAUGAAACCCAGACAUCCCUUGCUGCUGCUAGCCUAACUGGGACUGAAAAUCUCAAAUACAAAAGGCACAUUGCUGCCCUCUUCUGCAAGAUUACAGAAUGAGUCUCAAAGGGGUGUCCUUGCCGAGUACCCCAAUAACCACAUUUAAAGAUAUGAACACUUCCAAAAGAAGAUUUCUUGCAACCCCCCUGAGUCUCCCAGUACUGUCAAAUGGUCCAAGUUUACAUAUGACCAACAGGGCUGUGCCCCGCUUAAAUCCCCUUCACCCCCCAGGAGUCAAGAGGAGGACAGUAAGUUUGGAGACAGUGGCAGUACACCACCACAACCACCAGAGAGUCCUUAAUAUGCAACAAAAAGAGUACUAUAACUAUCAUCAGGGAUGGAGAAGACCAUUUUAUGGUACAGUUUUUGAACAAGAAGAAUACAGGAAGGAAAUCAGAGACCUGCUUAAAAAGCAAAUGUAUGAAAAGUGGGCGCUGCAGCGAGAGGUAUUAAGUAGCCAAAGUUUGGAGCUAGAGGCCCAAAAAGAGAAUGACCGUACCGCCUUAAUGCAAGACUUGGAGCAGCAGAGGACACGAGCCAUGUUGAUGAGAAACUUUCGGGAUGAAAACAAGAAGAUAAUGGAAACAAAAUGGCAGGAAAACAGACUGACGCGCUCUCUGGAAAAUAUGAAAGAGAGAGAAUUGCUCCACUAUAACCCUAUCAAUUGGAGUGGAACACUGAAAUGAGAGCCUCAUAAACAGCCUACAACCAGGUCAAGGUCCUCAAUUUUAGAAUAAUUACAUAAAACAAAGACAAAAACCAAC